Messenger RNA from Priceomyces carsonii, 2205 nucleotides. Its product is annotated as guanine nucleotide exchange factor. Gene Ontology annotation, biological process: vesicle-mediated transport. The coding region runs from base 1 to 2205 and encodes 734 amino acids. Gene Ontology annotation, molecular function: ubiquitin binding; small GTPase binding; guanyl-nucleotide exchange factor activity. Gene Ontology annotation, cellular component: cytosol; endocytic vesicle. The record is from RefSeq and is a predicted model, not a curated record. The transcript has a single exon. NCBI's taxonomy places the organism in Eukaryota, Fungi, Ascomycota, Pichiomycetes, Serinales, Debaryomycetaceae.
AUGUCGUUUAAUAAUCAUUUGGCAUUUAACGUGAUGAAGUCUAAUCCGACGACUUCCACGACUAAUACCAAUACAACCUCGAUAUCACAACCUACAUCAAAUAUUAGUGACUCAGGGCCUGCUUCAAAAUCACCAUUGAUCCAAAAUAUAUUGUCGAGAUCAGCAAUGCUGGAGAAUUCUCCUCCUAAAAGUUCAUCGGGCCCAAGUACACUGGGAAGCUCUUCUCCCAAAUUCGGUACCCCUAGUUCGGCAAGUGGUAGUGAAGCGACGGCAACAAUCGUUACAGUAAGCGAAAAUUUGAGGAGCAUGAACGCAGCAGACAACAAGAACGAUAACAGGGCAGAUUUAAGAGGCUUAUUCGACAAGUUUGAUAUUAGUAGCCCCAAGGAAAGUGAUAAUGAAGAGAGUGACAGUAUACAAGGGGAAAAACUGUAUAGUCAGGGAGAGUUAUCCUCUCCCAAUGAGGAUCAUAAGUCUAAGGAGAAAGAUAAGAUUACGGAUGAUAAAGUCGAAAAAAAUUUUGUGAGCUCAUUUGGAGAUACCGAAAAGGAAAGUCAGUAUAGGGAAGAUGAGAAGGAAAUAUCGCAUGAUAGCUAUAACUAUGAGCACAAAGAAAAUGCUUUUGGUUCGAACCACGGUGAGCAAUUAGAGAACAAUCCGAGCUUAUCUGAGGCACUUGACUCCCACAACGGUAAUUGUAUACGAGCAUCGGAGCUGAGACCUAUCAAUUCCUCGCACUCAGGCUCUCCAAAAUCCAUCAACGAGGAAUCAGCUCCUCAAAAAACGCCGGAGAAAAGAGAAAAGUAUCUUUCAGAUAUAACAGGAAGCAUUGAUGAGCAAUCAUCGGCCGUUGAGGAAUUCAGGUUGAGCAAGGAUGAUUUUGCACAGCGAGGAGGUGCACAUGAAGGAGAGACACUGUCAGCUGGUAAUGCAAGUAUAAAUAAAAAGGCCCAUAAGGCGAGGGCCAACAUUAAUCCUAAUGAUCAAUAUCAAGAAUCACAUAAACCGUUUGAUUUUCAACAUUUUUUAAGUCACUUAAGGGAGAAAAGCGCUGAUCCAAUUGUAAGAUACAUCAGGUCUUUCCUAGUGUCGUUUACAAGACUAGGGUAUACAUUUACUCCUGAACAGAAGAUUAAAAUUAUUGCUGACUUUAAACUAUUUAUGAAUGAUAAGUUUACAAUGUAUGAGCCAUUUGCUUCUAUGGAUGAUAUUGACCUUGAAAAUUCUCGGGAAGGGUUGGAAAAGUUGAUAAUGAAUAGAUUAUAUGUUCACUGCUUUCCUCCCGAGCUUCUGAAAGAAUUCCCUUCAUACAUCCUGGAUUCCUUCGCGAAGGACUUGGAAGAUGAUGCAACUUUCGAUUUACAACUUGAAAAAUUCAAAUGGUUGAAUGGAGCUCAUCUUGAUGUUAACCUUAAAAAUAUGGCAGGUCAGGGCAAUGGUAACUUAAAUUUUAUCGAAUAUGCCGUAAAUGAAUUGAACAAAAUUAAUGUAUUUAGAGCUCCAAGGGAUAAAAUCAUUUGUAUCUUGAAUGCUUGCAAAGUGAUUUUUAGUUUUUUGAAGGUAAAUGACCAAGAAACAAAUGCAGAUUCUUUUAUUCCGAUAUUGAUCUUGGUGAUUUUGAAAGCAAGGACAAAAAACUUGGUAAGCAACAUGCAUUAUAUAGAGAACUAUAGAAGCGAUGAAUGGUUGUCGCAUGGUGAAACUAGUUAUUAUUUGUCUUCAUUGCAGGGAGCUAUUGACUUUAUUCUGAAUUUAACUAUUGAUGAUCUAACUAUUGAUGAAGAUGAGUUUAAAGCACAUAUGGAGGCGUGGGACGAAGAAAGAAAACAAAUGCAGGCUCCUCCAAUGCCGACCGAAAUACGACAGCCGCAGCCACAACAUGCUGGCCAGAAUUCCUCUCGCGCAAUGCAGACACUUUCCCCAAGUAGCGUUCUACUAACUAGUGCGGGCUUAGUAUCAAAAUCAAUUUCAAAUUUUUUAUCUCCCUCUCCUCAGGGUCAGCCUACUCGAGAGUCACCAAAUAGCCCUGCCCAUGAAAAUCCGCAACCAGAUAAUAACGAAGUUAAAUUGAAGUCAUGUUAUAAGAAUUUACGUGAGGUUUUCCCUAACUUAGAUAAGGAAAUAUUGAAGGAUAUCGCCUUCCUUAAUAAAGGGGAAAUAGAGAGCUCUAUUGAUGCAUGCCUACAAAUAGUCGCAGAAACGUAA